Gastrolobium bilobum is the source of this 883-nucleotide messenger RNA. RefSeq lists its product as uncharacterized. The transcript has 8 exons. The record is from RefSeq and is a predicted model, not a curated record. Bases 17 to 883 code for a protein of 288 amino acids. NCBI's taxonomy places the organism in Eukaryota, Viridiplantae, Streptophyta, Magnoliopsida, Fabales, Fabaceae.
CUAAAGUCAAGUCAAAAUGGAAGACGGACAUGAAUUCCAGGAAGUUUCAAAGGCGAAAUAUGAUUGUCUUUUGUUUGAUCUUGAUGACACCCUUUAUCCUCUGAGUUCUGGAUUGUCAGCGCUUGUAGCAAAAAAUAUUCAAGAGUAUAUGCUUCAAAAGCUUGAGAUAGAGGCUGCUAAAGUUCCUGAAUUGUGCCUUUCAUUAUAUCAAACUUACGGGACAACAUUGGCUGGCCUAAGGGCAAUUGGCUAUGACUUUGACUACGAUGACUUUCAUAGUUACGUUCACGGGAGAUUGCCGUAUAAUAUGCUGAAACCGGACCUUGUUCUCAGGGGCAUUUUGCAAAGCCUUCCUGUUAGGAAAGUUAUUUUUACGAAUGCAGACGCAUGCCAUGCAGUUAGAGCGCUUCAUAGUCUUGGAUUGGAGGACUGCUUUGAAAGGAUUAUAAGCUUUGAGACUCUGAAUUCCUCCAAAAACACCAACCCUCCUGAUGAUAAAGAUGGCAGUGAAUCCAGACCAAUCACCGCAAGAAUUUUUGAUUUUUGUGAGUACAUGCGCAGGCCUAAUUCUGAUAUGGUGCUUCCAAGGACUCCAGUUGUCUGCAAACCCUUUGAAGAUGCAUUUGAAACGGUUUUCAAGUUAGCAGACAUUGACCCUCAAAGAACAGUGUUCUUUGAUGACAGUAUCCGCAAUUUGUCGACAGCCAAACGCUUGGGCCUCCACACAGUCGCGGUGGGUACUUCCGUUCGUACUAAAGAAGUGGAUCAUGCAUUAGAGAGUAUCCAUAAUAUCACGGAUGCAUUUCCGGAGCUCUGGAAAGCCGAUGAGAAGCAUGAAUUUGUCAAGUAUAAGGUUUCAAUUGAAACAUCAAUAAAAGCUUAG